UAUCGCACUUGUAACAGAAUAAACAGAUUAGGCGACCGACAGUCUGUCGGUUUGACAGUAAUGAAAUGGAUACAGCGGAAGAUGUUGUAACAUCGAUAAACAUUAAAGAAGAACCUGAGGACAUUGAGGAUUUCACACCUACAGAAUUAUGUGAACCCAGCUGGGAGUGCUCUGAGAAAAAUGAAGGUGACACAGCGGAGGAAAUACCUGAACCCAAGUGGAAAUGCUCUGAGAAAAUUGAAUGUGACACCGAGGAGGAAACAGCUGGACCCAAAGGAGUGACCUUUGUUCUGCAGGAAGAAUUGGAGCGUCCCGCUGCUGUCUAUCUUGAGCCUUUAGAGAAUACUGAAGAAGAUAGUAAGAAUAAUAAGUUUCUUGACUUGAAAUCCAUAAAUCGAGUAUUACCUAGGGUUGUGCACUCUCUCUCUGGCGAAAAGCUUUUCCAGUGUUCCAUCUGUGAGAAGAACUUCAAUAAAAGAGGAAAAUUUCGUGAACACAUGCGCACUCACACGGGUGAAAAACCUUUUCAGUGUUCUGUGUGUUUGAGAAACUUCAGUCAAAGUGGAUCAUUGCAUGUGCACAUGCGCACUCACACUGGUGAAAAACCUUUUCACUGUUCCAGCUGUGAUAAAAGCUUCAAUCAUAAAGCAACAUUACAUGAGCACAUGCGCAUUCACACUGGAGAAAAACCUUUUAAGUGUUCUAUCUGUGAGAAGACCUUCAGGAUUAAAGGUAAUUUACAUGGGCACAUGCGCAUCCAUACUGGAGAAAAACCUUUUCAAUGUUCUGUCUGUGAAAAGAACUUCAGUGAAAGAGGUAAAUUACAUGCGCACAUGCGCACCCACACUGGGGAAAAGCCUUUUCAAUGUUCCAUCUGUGAGAGGAGAUUUGGUAAAAAAGGAACUUUACAUGGGCACAUGCGCACUCACAAUAGUGAAAAAACUUUUCAGUGUUCUAUCUGCUCAAAGUUUUUCAGUAUUAAAAGAACAUUACAGGAUCACAUGCGCCUGCACACUGGCGAAAAGCCUUUUCAAUGUCCGAUCUGUCAGAAGUGCUUCACUAAAAAAGGGACUUUAAAUUGGCACAUGCGCACCCAUAAUGGAAAAACCUUUUAGUGUGAUCUGUUGAAGUGUUCAUCUGUGAAACAAACUUCAGUGUUUAAGAAACAUUAUGUAGGCAGGUGCACACACUUAGGUGAAAACUCUUUCAGUGACUUUGAGAGGAGAGCUGUACUGUUAUAACAACUUAUUAAUUUAUAUACUACUCUGGUGAAGAACUUUUGAGAUUAAUUAUCUGAAAUAAAGAGAGAAUCUAUUAAACACUUU
Messenger RNA from Gryllus bimaculatus (two-spotted cricket), 1325 nucleotides. The record is from the annotation of a GenBank genome assembly. NCBI's taxonomy places the organism in Eukaryota, Metazoa, Arthropoda, Insecta, Orthoptera, Gryllidae.